AACCCAUUCAUGACUCAAACCCAAAUUUGACUCAACUCGCCCAUUUGCUAGCUAGGCCUAGCAAUGAAUCUCAGUCCGUUUCCUGAGUUGCUUCUUAAUUCUGGAUAUGGCCUGACUGAAUCGACUGCGGUUGGAACUCGUGGCUUCAAUACUGCCAAAUUUCAGAAAUAUUCUUCAGUGGGACUUCUGGCACCAAACAUGCAAGCUAAAGUGGUGGACUGGAAUACUGGAUUUUUCUUGCCUCCUUGUAGCUCUGGUGAGCUCUGGCUAAGAGGGCCUGGAGUUAUGCAAGGAUACUUCAAAAAUUCAGAGGCGACCACGAUGACAGUUGACAAGGAUGGUUGGCUGCAUACUGGUGAUAUUGUUUGUUUUGACAAAGAUGGAUAUAUGCACAUAUCUGACCGUAUGAAAGAGAUUAUAAAGUACAAGGGCUUUCAGAUUGCUCCUGCUGAUUUAGAGGCUAUACUGAUUGCUCACCCUGAGAUACUUGAUGCUGCUGUAACAGCCGCCAAAGAUGAAGAGUGCGGGGAGAUCCCUGUAGCAUUUGUUGUGAAGAAGCCAGGGCCGGACAGUGUGCUUUGCGAGGAAGCUGUCAUCAACUAUGUUGCUAAGCAGGUUGCACCUUAUAAGAAAGUAAGAAAGGUGAUUUUCACUCCCUCUAUACCAAAAUCUGCAGCUGGGAAGAUCCUCAGAAGAGAACUCAGGACCUUAUUGAAGUCUACACUUUAAAAUCUCAAUUUCAUUUCACUAUUAUUAUUAUUAUUAUUUUUUUAAGGAAUAAUACCAAAAUCUGCAUCAAUUCAUGCUUGAGGCAGAGAAUAACACGCAUUUCAUUAUUGAAAACCAGCAAGAAACGAAGUACGCUAAAACUUGUUUUAUUUGAUUUUUAUCUUGUUAUUUGAUAUUAGUUAAAUAUAAGAGUGUUUGCAUU
This is a messenger RNA of Rubroshorea leprosula, 931 nucleotides long. The record is from the annotation of a GenBank genome assembly. Lineage: Eukaryota; Viridiplantae; Streptophyta; Magnoliopsida; Malvales; Dipterocarpaceae.